UACUUGCUCGGUGCGCCUUAAAGGAUUCUCUGAUAAAUCAACCGAAAAUUGCAUAAAAUAAAAUUGUUUGCCAAAUUGUGCGCAGCAAGAGAACCAAAAAGCAAAAAACAAAACCCCACACUCACGUGUAAAAUAUGACUAGCCAGUUACAUUGAAAGUACAACAAAAUAAUAAGAGAGCAAACUUACGCAAAUAACCUGAAGAACCAUACGAUCAACUAGCAACAUGCGGUUUCCACAAAAUGCCUAUCAAACGGCAUUGACCACAAUACUUCUGGCGCUCACAUUGGAGAUGACCGCGGCUUUACGGGAUGUCCGGGUCCGAGUUCCCCACGCGGUGCGGCGUAGUGAGAAGGCGAUACUGAAAUGCUUCUAUGACAUCGAGGAUGACAGUCUGUACUCGGUGAAGUGGUACAAGGGCAGACGAGAGUUCUACCGGUACACUCCGAAGGAAACGCCGCCCAUGAAGGUCUUUCACUUCCCAGGAGUCAAAGUGAGACGCGUGUCCUCGAACGAGAGCCAAGUGGUGCUCGAUGCGGUAACAAUGGCUACAUCCGGUAAAUACAGUUGCGAAGUAUCGGCGGAUGCGCCCUCAUUUCAUACAUUAAUAGCGGCAGCCGAAUUGGAAGUUAUUGAAACGCCCCACAAUGCGCCAUUCAUAACGGGCAUACGUCCUCGGUACCGGGUCGGCGACAUAUUGCGAGGUAAUUGCACAUCGCGACACUCGCGGCCGGCGGCCAAUCUCACAUGGACAGUGAAUAAUGAAGAGGUAAAUCCUGCCCUAGUGCGACACCACAAAAUACUUCGUGAUGCUCGUAAUGACAUGGAAACUGCAGUUGUAGGUAUCCACUUUGUAGUCACCGAUCAGCACUUUGAUAACGGAAAGCUUAAGCUCCGCUGCAGUGCCCAAUUGCACGAUGUGUAUUGGAAAACCACCGAAAAGAUUGUUCUCGAAGCAGACCUUUUUCCAAAGCACGGAACUGGGCCCAAUGGAAAUCAUGUGAAUCCCGACGAUUUCUAUGAUCAAUAUGCCCUUCACGAGGAUCACUUGCACAACAAAAAGAACAGCUAUCUGACGCAGCUACAGGAAUUCUUUUUCUAUCAUUUUGUACCCUCAGGCGAAGAAGACGACGGAAGCGAGGGCGGAUUAGGGGAUGGAGGAGCCGCCUGGCGAGGAGCCGGUUCGUCCAGUUCCCGCCUGAGUCCGAGCUCAAGUCAAUCCUGUUGGAUGGUCGGUGGAUCGCUAAUGGCGGUGCUCAGUUGGACGCUGGCCAGGCAAUUAGUGUCGCCGCUGCAGUCGAUGAUGACAAAGACCGGCGGUGCAACGUGCAACAUGAGCGGAAGGUGCACAAGCCGGCGGACAAGACCCCGUGGAAUGCGGGUCAGUGCAACAAAGCAAAAGCAAAAGCAAAAGCAAGAGCAAGAGCAAAGGCAAAUGCAGCAGGGGCAUCGCAAGUGCUGCCUGCGGGUGUCGAAAAGCAGCUGGAAAGGACGUGGAUAUGUGUGCGGAUGUGGAUGUGGAUUCGGCAGGAUCAACAGCAGAUGUAUCAGGCAAUUAACAUGAUUCAAUUGUCACACAACUCCAGUGCCACAAGCCAGGGGUCGAAAUUAAAGUGGAGUCCAGCGAAAGCUAUAGUUAGAGGAUGUCGGAGGAGAGUUCAGCCCAAGGCCAAGACCCAGAAGCAACUGCAGGAUGUAUCUAAAGUACUUACACUAACAAGACACCAGACACUCGUUUCAGCUAGCUCAAAGUAACUUCAAAUGCAUUUAAGGGAAGAAUACAAAACAUACAAGCAUACAGAGACAAUGUAACCCAGAUACGCGAUAUACAAGCCAAGCGCCAGUUCAUCAGAAAUGCAACGAUAUCUAUUUGUUUGACUUUCCCCAGAUGGAGAUAGAGAUGGUCAAGAGGUUUACGCUUUUGACAGCUUUCCAAAAUAAGAUUUCUCGUAUUUCUCAUAAUGUUAAUUUUUAAUUCGAAACCUCUCCAGAGAUCAUUU
Drosophila teissieri is the source of this 1999-nucleotide messenger RNA. RefSeq lists its product as uncharacterized. The coding region runs from base 226 to 1563 and encodes 445 amino acids. The transcript has 8 exons. The record is from RefSeq and is a predicted model, not a curated record. NCBI's taxonomy places the organism in Eukaryota, Metazoa, Arthropoda, Insecta, Diptera, Drosophilidae.